This is a messenger RNA of Peromyscus californicus insignis, 12365 nucleotides long. It is a transcript of the gene Trim37, whose product is annotated as tripartite motif containing 37. Bases 409 to 3462 code for a protein of 1017 amino acids. Gene Ontology annotation, cellular component: aggresome; peroxisome. NCBI's taxonomy places the organism in Eukaryota, Metazoa, Chordata, Mammalia, Rodentia, Cricetidae. The record is from RefSeq and is a predicted model, not a curated record. The transcript has 27 exons. Gene Ontology annotation, molecular function: ubiquitin protein ligase activity; ubiquitin protein ligase binding; tumor necrosis factor receptor binding. Gene Ontology annotation, biological process: protein autoubiquitination; negative regulation of centriole replication.
GCUUGCCCGGCUGCCGCGCCUCUAGCUGCCCCUGGUUACCGUUGGUGUUUGCGAAUUCUCCGCAACGCCGGUUUGGCCGCGGACCCGGCCCGCGGCGGUUCCACACGCGCGCGCCGCCGUCACGUGGGCCGAGGCUUCCCAGGCGGACACUGGCCGGUGGCUGAGGCGGGAGGAAGGCGCUGCGGCUACCGCUAGCCCUCCCUCGCCGCCCCAGGGCUGGCGCGCGGAUAAAAAUGGCGAAAUGGGGGGUAGCCGGCGGGGAACCUGACGGGAUGGGGCACGGAGGUGGCACUGUUGUGGGAGCCUGCUGAGGUGGGCGCAGUUGACCUGGCCACCUCGGGCCGGCGGCGGACAGCGCGGACCACGGACUCCGAGGGUCGCCGAGGGCCCCGCCGAGAGCCGGAGGCAAUGGACGAGCAGAGUGUGGAGAGCAUUGCUGAGGUUUUCCGAUGUUUCAUUUGUAUGGAGAAAUUGCGGGAUGCUCGGCUGUGUCCUCACUGCUCCAAGCUUUGUUGUUUCAGCUGCAUCAGGCGCUGGCUGACAGAGCAGAGAGCUCAGUGUCCUCAUUGUCGUGCUCCACUCCAGCUACGGGAACUAGUGAAUUGUCGCUGGGCAGAGGAGGUGACACAGCAGCUUGAUACUCUCCAACUGUGCAGUCUCACCAAGCACGAAGAGAAUGAGAAGGACAAAUGUGAAAAUCACCAUGAAAAACUUAGUGUAUUUUGCUGGACUUGUAAGAAGUGUAUCUGCCAUCAGUGUGCACUUUGGGGAGGAAUGCAUGGUGGACACAUGUUUAAACCUUUGGCAGAAAUUUAUGAACAGCAUGUCACUAAAGUGAAUGAAGAGGUAGCCAAACUUCGUCGACGUCUUAUGGAACUGAUCAGCUUAGUUCAAGAAGUGGAAAGAAAUGUAGAAGCUGUAAGAAAUGCAAAGGAUGAGCGUGUUCGGGAAAUUCGGAAUGCGGUGGAGAUGAUGAUCGCACGACUAGACACACAGCUGAAAAACAAGCUCAUAACACUCAUGGGUCAGAAGACAUCUCUUACUCAAGAAACAGAGCUGUUGGAAUCUUUACUUCAGGAGGUAGAGCAUCAGUUGCGGUCUUGCAGUAAGAGUGAGCUGAUAUCUAAGAGCUCAGAGAUCCUAAUGAUGUUUCAGCAAGUUCACCGAAAACCCAUGGCAUCCUUUGUUACCACACCUGUUCCACCAGACUUUACCAGUGAAUUGGUACCAUCUUAUGAUUCAGCUACUUUUGUAUUAGAGAACUUCAGCACUUUGCGCCAGAGAGCAGAUCCUGUUUACAGCCCGCCUCUUCAAGUUUCAGGACUUUGCUGGAGGUUAAAAGUUUACCCAGAUGGAAAUGGAGUUGUGCGAGGCUAUUACUUAUCUGUAUUUCUGGAACUAUCAGCUGGCUUACCUGAAACUUCCAAGUAUGAAUAUCGUGUAGAAAUGGUUCAUCAGUCCUGCAACGACCCUUCCAAAAAUAUCAUUCGAGAAUUUGCAUCUGACUUUGAAGUUGGAGAGUGCUGGGGCUAUAAUAGAUUUUUCCGUUUGGACUUACUUGCAAAUGAAGGAUACUUGAACCGACAAAAUGAUACAGUGAUUUUAAGGUUUCAGGUACGCUCACCAACAUUUUUUCAAAAAUGCCGCGAUCAGCACUGGUACAUUACUCAGUUGGAAGCUGCACAGACUGGUUAUAUUCAACAAAUAAACAAUCUUAAAGAGAGACUGACUAUUGAGCUGUCCCGAACUCAGAAAUCAAGAGAUUUAUCACCACCAGAUAAUCAUCUUAGCCCUCAAAAUGAUGAUACUCCUGAGACACGAAUUAAGAAGGCUGGCUCAUGCUCUGAAAUGCUUCUGGAAGGUGGUCCUACUUCAGCUUCUGUAAGAGAGACCAAAGAAGAGGAAGAGGAAGAAGAGAAGAUUCAGAAUGAAGACUAUCAUCAUGAGCUCUCAGAUGGAGAUCUGGAUCUUGAUCUUGCUGGGGAAGAUGAAGUGAAUCACCUGGAUGGCAGCAGCUCCUCUGCCAGUUCCACAGCAACAAGCAAUACAGAAGAGAACGAUAUUGAUGAAGAGACCAUGUCUGGAGAAAAUGAUGUAGAAUAUAACAACAUGGAGUUGGAAGAGGGAGAACUCAUGGAAGAUGCAGCUGCUGCAGGACCUCCAGGUAGUAGCCACAGCUAUGUGGGUGCCAGCAGCAGAAUGUCAAGAAGAGCCCAUUUAUGCUCUGCCGCUACCAGUAGCUUAUUAGACAUUGAUCCUUUAAUCUUAAUACAUUUAUUAGAUCUUAAGGACCGGAGCAGUAUGGAAAAUCUGUGGGGCUUACAGCCUCGUCCGUCUACUUCACUUUUGCAGCCCACAGCAUCAUAUUCUCGAAAAGAUAAAGAGCAAAGGAAGCAGCAGGCAAUGUGGCGAGUGCCCUCUGACCUAAAGAUGUUGAAAAGACUCAAAACUCAAAUGGCUGAAGUUCGGUGUAUGAAGAGUGAUGUGAAGACCACACUGUCUGAUAUAAAAGGCACUGGUGUUGCUUCUGGAGACAUACAGACAAACCUUUUUUGUGCUGACCAGGCAGCUCUGGCUACCUGUGGACCUGAAAAUUCUGGUAGAUUACAGGAUUUGGGAAUGGAGCUCCUAGCAAAGUCCUCAGUCGCUGGCUGUUACAUACGCAACCCCAUAAAUAAGAAGAAUUCACCCAAGUCAGCUCGGGCCAUAGCAGGCAGUCUGUCACUCCGAAGAGCUAUGGACUCUGGAGAAAACAGCCUUUCAAAGGGAGACUGCCAGACUUUGUCUGAAGGCUCCCCAGGAAGCUCUCAAUCUGGGAGCAGACACAGCUCUCCCCGAGCCCUGACACAUGGCAUCAUUGGGGAUAUUCUGCCCAAAAGUGAAGAUCGACAAUGCAAAGUUUUGGAUUCUGAAGCUGUGGUGGUUGCAGUUUUCAAUGGCUUACCUACUGUUGAGAAAAGAAGGAAAAUGGUCGCCUUGGGGGCUAACACAAAAGGAGGUCGCCUGGAAGGAAUUCAGAUGGCAGAUUUGGAAAGUCAUUCGGAAGCUGGGGAGUUACAGCCCGCACUGCCUGAAGGAGCAUCAGCUGCCCCCGAGGAAGGAAUGAGCAGCGACAGCGACAUUGAAUGUGACACUGAGAACGAGGAGCAGGAAGAGCACACGAGCAUGGGCUCCUUCAAUGAUCCGUUCCUGGCUCAGCCCCCCGAUGAAGAUUCACAUUCCAGUUUUCCUGAUGGUGAACCAAUUGAUCCUGAAAAUCUCCACUUCAGUACCGAUGAAGGCGGUGGAAGAUUGCUUGUUCUUGGAACACAGAAGCCAUACUGUGAGGAAGCCCAAACCAGCCCACUUGGAGAAACAGCAUGUACAGGGUCACACGGAUAUGAGCUGAGGCCCCUGUCCACAGCUAGCAGCCAUCAUCAGCUACCUGACGUAUCCCUGGAGAAGGUAGACGGUGCUAAGUGACUGGUGACGUUCGAGAUGCCGUAAACAGUCUCCUCCUUGGAGUCUGGGUCAUUGCUUUGGCUGGACUGAUUGGUGAGUGAACUCUGGGGCUCUGCCUGUCUCUGUGGCUCCAACACUAAGAUUACAGGCACAUGCCAACACACGUGCUUUUCAGCAUGGAUUCUGAGUUGACGUCGAGUCCUCACACAUGCAGAUACUCUCCAAGCUCUUGCCGGUACUUUUUUAAAUUGCAGAUUAUGAUCUUUAAUGAGUAAUAUGAAGUCAUUGCAGUUGUGACCUGUUUGUCUGUUUUAACAGCAUUGGGCAUUGACCUCGGGCCUCUUGCUUGUUAAGCAAGUGCCCUCUCACCCUAACUAUGCCCUUUAGCCCUUUUUCAUUAAAAAAAAAAUGACAACUGUUCAUUCAUUCAUCUGUUCGGUGGGGUGGGGGGUAUGCAAGUGUCAUGGUGCACUCAUGGAGGUCGGAGGGCAACUGCAGGAGGUGAUUCUCCCCUUCUACAGUGUGGGUCCUGGGGAUGGAACCCAGGUUGUCAAGUUUGGUUGCAAGCACCUUUAACCCCCAGGCCAGUGGUUCUCAACCUGUGGGUCAUGACUCCUAGUGUUGCAUAUCAUAAUUCAUAACAGUAGCAAGGUUACAGUUAUGAAAUAGCAACACAAAUAAUUUUCUAGUCGGGGGUCACCACACCAUGAGGAACUGUGUUAAAGGGUUGCAGCAUUGGGAAGGUUGAGAACCACUAGUCUUGCUGACCUUCAUUUUUAUUUUGACAUGAGGUCUCACUGCAUUGCCCAAACAGGCCUCAAACUUUCGAGCUUCGCGAGGGGCUGGGGUUUCAGGGCUGGACCACCACGCCUAGUUGUAACCAGCUUGUCUCUGCUCUGCUUUGUUCUGGUUGUAGUUCUGAGUGUGGCCUUCAGCUCCAUACAUGGUAGGCAAGCACUACAGUUGAGCUAAGUGGUAUUCAGGUGUGUUGGAAGGUCAUUUUUCAGAGCUGCUGCUCCUUACCAAAUGCUGUAUAAAAUCAUCUCCUUCAUUGCGUCUAGAUUAUUGACUUUCUCGUGAGGAGUCAGAGGUUCUUGGUACCCACACGGAUUGUCUUCACGUCUUUCCCGCUAUUACUCUGAUCUAAUCAGUUCUUUUGUUUGUUUCAAAAGCCACAUUUUAAAAUGAUCUGAGAACCUCACUGUGAUCUAGCUCCCUAGAGUUCCACAAGACAAUAUUCCCUUUUGUGUAAUGAAGCCAUCAGUCUAGUCUCAUCAAAGGUAAAGACUGUGACAGCUUGAGAGAACAAGGCACGCACCUUAAUCUCAUUAAUGUGUCAUUUGCAGUACAUUUUUAGUUACAGUUAAUGUACUUUUUUAACUUUUUGUCAGACAGAAUGAAAAUAUUUUCAGUGAAGUAGGGAAGAGGAUUAGCUCACUCAAGUGAGAUCUCAAACAUCACCUCCGUCAGCUCUGUCUGCACGUCAGAACAUGGAAUCACCGGCAUGAAUCAUGUCUUAUGGUUUUGACUGAAUUGAAAGAAACUGUUUCUGAGAAAUCAGAAUUGCAAAUGUCUCAAGUGUGGUCACAUCAGAGGAUACUUGAUACACCUCAGAUGCAAACUUGUCAUUAGGGCUUGUCAUUUGAAGGGAAUUACCAAGUGACUAACGGGAUAAUAACACAGAAACUGCUUUCCUUCAUAAUUUUUCUUUCUUUCUUUUUUUUUUUUCUUUUUCCAGAGCUGAGGACCGAACCCAGGGUCUUGUGCUUGCUAGGCAAGCACUCUACCACUGAGCUAAAUCCCCAACCCCCAUAAUUUUUCUUAAAAUGCUUAGAAGAUGUUGAAGUUUGGCAGAGGUAGAGAGCGUAGCAAAUAGCAGGAGACAGCCAAUACCAGCAGUGUGGACCGAGACCUAGAGUGCUGGUGUGGGCUGGAGAGACGGCUCAGCAGUAAGAGCACUGGCUGCUCCUCAGAUGACCUGGGUUCAAGUCCUAGCAACCAUCUGUAAUCGCCAUUCCAGGGGCUCCAGUGUCCUCUUCUGGCCUCUGUAGGUACCAGGCAUGCACACAGUACACAGACAAAACACUCACACACAUUAAAUAAGUAAAUAAACGAAUGAAGUCAAAUGCUGCUGUUUCGGAAGUACUGCUGUCACUUGGUGUGACUUGACUUUGGCAGUGCUGCUGGCCUUUGGGUGGCCUAGAUCCUCUAAAGUCAGAUUAAUCUUGUUAGGGUCCUCAAACAAUAAAAAAGUGCAGCUGUGCUUGUUUGAUGUAGAUAGGUAGGUAGGUAGGUAGGUAGGUAGGUAGGUAGGUAGAUAGAUAGAUAGAUAGAUAGAUAGAUAGAUAGAUAGAUAGAUAGAUAGAUAGACAGAUAGACAGAUAGAGGUAGCCAUAAGACAGAUUCUUUGAAAUACUUUCCAUUCUUACUUCUAAGUAAUUUAGACCCUAUGUACAAAAAGAAAUGUUUUCUACACAGGGGUUUGUUACUUCCUUUUUUAUCUCAAACACCAAAGUACAGAUUUUAUAUAUUCAUAGAUAGAAAUAGUCUCUUGUCUAUUUUGUUUCUAAGUCAUAUAUUAUAUACACAUAGACACUUUUUGAACAAUGUUGAAAAAAUCAUUAGAGGUCCACUUAUGUUUAGUUACAAGAAGGAAAAUAUUCUACUUCAUUAAAGCUACUUAUAUCAAUGAAUAUAUACUUGAGAUUUUAUAUAUACGUAUUUUUUCAGUGCUAUACAUUAUAAAGCUAAAAGGUCAGCCCCAUUAACAUCAGAAACUGAGCUCUGUAAAAAACAAACAAACACACACCACAGGUUUGCUUUAAGGUAAACAUUUCUCAAACCCAUGCAAAACCCCCGAAAACCAUGGUUCCUGAAUGCCCUGGCUGUCCUUUCUUGGUGCUCACACUGGCUAGCAGCACUGUCUUUUGUUUCCAAGUAUUUAUUUGGAGAGGUCAAUCUUGCCUUCAAUUCUGCUUCAAAAAGAAGGACUGAGUGUUGCUCACUGGUAGAGUAUAUGCUCAGACUGUAUAAGGUCUGGUUCCCCACCACCUCAAAAAAGAAAAAAACACCUGCCUGCAGACAUGUCUGGAGACUUCCUUCCUUCCUUCCUUUUUUCUUUUCAAACAGUGUCUCACUAUGUGGCCCUUGCUGGCCUGGAACUCCCUGCGGGGACCAGGCUGGCCUAGAAGCAAGAGAUCUGCCUGUCUCUGCCUUCAGAGUGCUAGGAUUUAGGGCAGUGCUAUCACAUACAAUGUGGUGGGAAGAAAUGUAAUUACAAAGUACAACUGCAUCCUAAUGACCUUUAGUAGUUUAGCACUUUUCAAUGUUUAUACGAAUUUGUUUUAGUGUCUGGGGCAGUAUUCUAGAAAGACGUAUAUUAAGUCAUCCUGGGAACCACCGGAUAUUAUCAGAAGCAGGGCUGAGCUGAGCUUGGCGAUAGAAUGCAUGCUUCUGCACAAGGCCCUCGGUUCCGAAACACAGGAGAAGGGAAGGAGUCAGGAUUAGCAGAGUAGCAAGAAAGUGAAAUUUUAGUACCAAGCAUGUUCGUUUCUUGAGACCUCUAGACGUGAUAGAUACUUCAUACACUCAGAAAUCACUGACAUUGUAAAAAUUGAUUUCUCUAUGUUGCUAUGAAAAUAAACAAAGCCGAGACAGGCCUGGGAGUUCAGCAUGGCACAGCACAUACAAGACCUGGUGCUGGAUUUGAGAGAGAGGGAAUGGACAGAUGAGCUGAGUCCGUAAUGACUCUGGCGCCCAGAUGUACUUCGUUACACCUGGAGAGACUGCAGUCCCCCCAGCUCCUCCCUGAAAUGCUGUGGAGCUGACUUGUUGGAGACAGGAGGUUAUAGCAGAAAUAGGAGAAGCUAGGAAGGCUCGUUCCUGCCGGGGCCUCAGGAGAUGCCAAGCCCCAGGCUGUUGUUUCCUCCGCUGGAAAAGUAAGAAAAUGGGGUAACUCCAAACUCUUCCAGGCCUAAAAUGCCACCUCUGUAAUUCUAUUCCGAGUAAGUAUUGGUUUUCAUUUCAAAGGCAGCUGAAAAGUAUAAAGUGGUGCACAGUGGCACAUAACUGUACUCACAGCUCUGGAGAGCAGACAGCAGGGUCUCUGGAGUCUAGACACUAGUUAAGAUAGUCUGGGUACCAAAGCAAGACACCAACUCCAAAUAUUAUUUCUAUAAGGAUAUAAGGAUAUUCUGCUCUAUGUAGUAGGUAUAUUCUUAAGUCUGGAUGUGCUGGGCGUAGUAGCACACAUCUUUGAUUCCAGCACCCAGGCAGCAGAGCCAGGUGGAUCUCUGAGUUUCAGACUAAGCUGGUCUACAUAUGGAGUUCCAGGACAGCCAAGGUCUGACUCCAUACAUAAAUGAACAUGCAUUCCCAUUAGUCCAUCGGUCUUGACAGUGUCUCCAUUAGUUAGGACAGACUUCUUUGGACUUUGUGUAGCAUCUAUGCCAUAAACUUCAUAUGGAACAAUACUGUUACCAAGUACUGUGGAGCUUCUAUUAUUUUGUUUUGUUUUGUUUUUGAGGCAGGUUUCCUCUGUGUAGCCCUAGCUGUCAUGGAACUCACAAUGUAGAACAGGCUGGUCUUGAAUUCACAAAGAUCUGCCUGCCUCUGCCUCCUGAGUGCUGGGAUUAAAGGUGUGAGCCACCAUGCCCAGCAAAGAGCUUUGUAUUUUAAACAACCCAUCCUCCUCCCUCUUAGAAAUAUUUCCAAGAGUUUAUUAUUCGGUCUCCACCUGUGGGCUCUCGACAGUGUGCUUUACAUUCAUGGCUCUGUGAGCACUGAGUGCUAUCUCGGUAUAAAUAGAUUAACACACCGUAGAAACAAUCAAUUUGCUUCAUUUUCAGAUAUCAAGGGCGGAGCUCUUCUCAAUCGAUUUGCUUGUAUCAUGCAUAGCAGGACAGUAUACAUUUUAAGGCUGCAAACUGAAUAAACCAAGCCAGGAAGCACUUUGAUUACAAUGCCAAACCUACACAGAUCACCAAAGACAUUAUUAGAUAAAUUAGAGGUUUAAAAGUACAUCCUUCCUGACAUCGGCAGUGUGGGCGUCUGCACAUCACAGCACCCACAGCUGUGUUUCGGCAGGCUGGGCAGAGCCCUCCUAAGGUAAUAGAAAUUCUGGAAGGUGGGACAUUGCCAUCAGUUAACUCUGAGAGAUUCCACUGAGCAGUUCGUAGCCCACGGGACCAUGGCGGGCGGUGGGUGCUGUCUCCUCAGCAUGUGUCUGCCCGGGUGAUGGCGAGCAAUGCUGAUUCCUGAUCACGCCCAUCUCCUUUAAUCAUAAGGAUUUUAAGUCUAAAAUAGUACAUUCAACUAAAAAUAAAGAAGGCAAAUCCUCUACCUGACAAUAUUCUUUUUCUUAGUGGACUGUGUGGAGUUAAUGGGCUGGAUUUCUUCUGUGGGCUGUUCUUCUUUGUCUGGCAACCCCUAGGCACACCACCCGGAGUCAGACGGUAAUGCCCACACAGCACUGGCUCUUUCAUUCUCUUGUAGAGAUCUAACUAAUGCCUACCCGGUGCCUCGCUCCUGCUGCUCCGGGGUUGGGGUUCACAGCAGAAGUCUCCCUGCUGUGCCUAUCGGCACAAUCUCAGCAACUAUUUUUUGCUCACACUGACCAGGUUGACAUUCAAGGGAAACCUACAGUAUCCCAGGUUUUCUGUGAGUUCUAAUUAGCUGCUACAAGGUCACCAAGACUAAACUAACAGUAGUCAAGGUAAGUACAAGAUCACAGAGUGAAGGUGUCCUAGCAGGAAACCCUGUCACCUUUCUCCCCAAGCAGACUGAACUGAACAGCCUGCGUCCUCUUUACCAGAGUGUCCCCAUGUGAUCUUCCUCCUGCUGGAUCCUGUGUGCUCAGGUCUGUUCCCUCAAGGGCUGCAGACAGCACCAUGCUGUAGUUUCUUCCCCGGGUGUCUGUACAUGGCACCCUCCUACUUACAGGGUGCUGUCUGCUCUGACGAGUAUUCUCCUCCUGGCUCCUGCAUCCUCUUGGGGCACGUCUUUUCCUUUUACACUAACCUCCGUCACCUCUGUGUGUCUCCCACACUGCACGUUCAUCUGCUUUGGAAAGCGCUGCCCAGUGCCUGUGCCCGUGCUCAGCACAGUACUCACUGAAGAGAUUCCAGUGCAUUUUCACUUAGAAUGAGUGUUCCCUUAAAUUAUGUAUUUAUUUGUGGGGACAGGGAGUGUGUGGAGGUCAGGGGACAGUUAUGGGGUUGGUUCACUUCCGAGUUUAUGUGCUGCUGAGAAGGUAUGGAGUCAGGGAAGGAAGUACUUCCAGAAGGAACUUGGAUGUGUGAGCGCUGUCGUCCAGAGCGCUUCCAUGCCAUGCCACUGAAAUCCGUGAGCCGGAACCUGUCACUGCGUGCGCUCUGGAUGGGGUUUAGAGAGGCUGGUUAAAUGUAAGUUUGUAACAACUGAGUGAUUUGGAGAGUUAACAUCAAGUCAACUAAUGUCUGAUGUAUUUAUAAUUGCCUUUCGGAUUUCCUCCUGCUCUCUGAAUUCUUCCCAGGCACCAGGCAAAGUCUGGAGCAGACUGCAGAGUCCUUCUCUCUGGUUUGAACAGCAUAUGUGCAUUCACUAAAAUUUAAAUAAAUCUCUGAGGAGGGAAAGUUGUGCUUUAUUUUCCUAAUUUAUUUUAACAGUAUAGUUUACAUAGAAAUUUCAUUCUUUCAAAUACCUGACUUUUAAGUCAUGGUAGACCCUCAAGUGUAUUCUAGGAACAGAGGUCCGAGAAAGAACUUCGGCCAUUGAAAAAAAAGGGACUGUUUACCCUGUUCUUUUGUGGGUCUUUUGUUGCUGUUGUUGUUGUUGACUUAGGCGAGGAGGUGAGACAGGUUCUCUACAUAGCUCUGGCUGUCCUGGAACUCAUUAUAUAGAUCAGACGGGCCUCGAACUCACAGAGAUCCUCCUGUCUCUGGCUCUAGAGUGCUAGCAUUAAAGGUAUGCCACCAUGCUUGGCAAAUUUCUCCCAUUUAAGACCUCCCAAGGCUAAAGGAAUUUUAAACAAUGAGUUGACAUCAAGCUGACUUCUCAUUGGUAUAAACCAAACAAUGUGAUGAACAGAGGAGCCCCAACAACAUCCCUUACUCUGGGAAAAGCUACCUCCUGCUAGAAACACAUUGAGUAAACAACAUGGGUUCCGCAGGCGAUUGUACUUCUCUUCAUGCAGUAACUGAGGGACUGCUGUCAAUGAUGUUUCCAUUAAUCAUUAGUCCAUUGUGGAAAAUGUCAAAUUACACAAAAUGUAAGAUACUUUUGUUCUGGGAUAUUUGUACACUGUGUGAAGAUGUGUUGCUGUGAUUGGUGUAAUAGAAAGUUGAACGGCCAAUAGCUAGGCAGGAGGUAUAGGAGGGACUUCUGGGCAGAGAGAAUUCUGGGAAGAAGAAAGGUGGAGUUGCCAGCUAGAUGCAGAGGAAGCAGGAUGGGCAGUACAGAGUAAAGGUAACUGAGCCACAUAAAAGGACAUAGAUUAAAAGAUAUGGGUUAAUUAAAGUUAGAAGAGCUAGUUGAGACAAGCCUAAGCUAAAGGCCCAGCUUUCAUAAUUAAUAAGUCUCUGUGUCAUUAUUUGGGAGCUGGCUGGUGGGACAGAGAAAGACUCACUACAUACUUUUCCAUUGAAAUCCAUAUACCCAGUGCUUAGAUUCUGCCAUUAACACUGUGCUCUCCAUCCGUUGAUUGUCUCAGUAUACCUUACUUUUCAUGCACAUUAAAGUGACUUGCUGAUGUCAGUAUACUUCCUUCUAAAUACCUCAACAUGCAUGUCAUUAACUAGAAUUCAGUAUUUAUUUACAGGUUGUACUAAAAUCUAUAUUACAGAAUGCACAAAUUUUAUGUCUAUUCAUGGAAUAUUGAUAAAUGCAUGUAUCUGUGUACCUCAAAUCCCUACUAGAAUACAAGACCACCAGGCUCCUUUCCAGUCAGUUCUCACCCCUAGUCUCUCUCUGUUCUCCUUUUCUCCACUAUAGAUUGGUUACUGUGUCUUUCUAAACAUUUUAUAAAUACAUGUAUUCUUCUAUGUAAGGUUUUUUCCAUUUGGCACAGUGUUUUGGAGAUUUACUGAUGUUAUGCAUAUUAAUAACACGCUCUUUUCAUUGCAGAAUAGUUUUUCCUUUAUUACUACGUAGCUGGUUCAUUCUCAUGAUGGACAUAUGAGCUGUGUCCAAGUUUUCACUGAGAGGAGUAAAGCUGCUGUGAACAUUCAUGAGUCAUCUUAGAUGUGUUUUCAUGUCUCUCGGGUAAACACUUAGAAGAGGAGUUAAUGGGUUAGAGGAGGUGUAUGCUUAGCCUUUUUGUUAUUGUUCUACUCCAGACAGGGUCUCACUGUGUAGCCCUGGCUGUCCUGGAAUUCACUCUAUAGACUGGCCUCGAACUCACAGAGAUCCGCCUGCCUCUGCCUCCUGAAUGCUGGGAUUAAAGGUGUGCGCCCCCACUCCCAGCAUGUGUUUAGUCUUAUGGGAAGCUGCCAGGGUUUCCUGGAGUACAUUGUGUAUGCACCUACCUACUCUGCCACAUUUUGUCAGGGGUUUUUGUUUUGAAUCAAGGUUUUCUUAAUGUUGUCCAAGCUGGCCUCAAAUGAUCCUCCUGCCUCAGCUUCCUCAUCACUAUGCCACCAUGCCCAGUUCUUUGGUGGGUGUAUACUGGUAUCCUCUUGUAAUACUAACUUGUUAAGAAAUUGUCUAAGGCCCAUGCUUGAUUCUCUCAAAGAAAAGAAGCCUGCAAUGCAUCCUUACCCUCCAGACUCCAGUAUGCAAUAGAUUCUCCCAACCUUUUCUGGUGAGACCAAGCUCGCUUUUCUGAGCCUCCUGGAUUAGAGGUGAUGGUGGUGGCUAUAAUUCCCGCGCCCAAAUCUCAUCCUUCCCCACCCCCAAUAAUAAUAAUCGUUUCCUUUCUCUGAAAAAAAAAAAAAAAAAAGAAAAGAAAA